GCGUGCGUGCUGCUGCCAAGAACCAAUCAGGAAACGCGAUGGUCGCUCGACGGGAAGCGCGGAGCCAGCGACACGUCACUGGGAACCAAUCCGGAGAGGAGGGGCCGGGAAGCGGUUCCGGGGUCGGUGAAAGAUGGCGGUGGGCGACCUGUCCAGGUUUUUGAGACUUUUUCACUCCUUUCUCUUUCCUGGGCUGAUUAUUUGUGGACUUUUAUGUUUUUGUUUGAUCGCUAUUCCUUGGAGCAUCAGAGCAAUGCUACUGAGAAAGAAAAAAUCAGUGUCGGCGUACAGAAAUAAAAAUCAGAUGGUGAUUGCAUUUUUUCAUCCAUACUGCAAUGCUGGCGGUGGAGGGGAGAGAGUUUUGUGGUGUGCCCUAAGAGCUCUGCAGAAAAAGUAUCAUGAAGCAACUUACAUUGUUUAUACUGGUGAUGAGGAUGUCACUGGUGAACAAAUCCUAGAUAAUGCUUUUAGAAGAUUCAACAUCAAAUUAGUCCAUCCAGUGAAGUUUGUGUUUUUAAGAAAACGCUACCUUGUGGAAGCAUCACUCUAUCCUCACUUUACAUUGCUGGGCCAGAGCUUCGGGUCCCUUUUUCUUGGCUGGGAAGCUCUUUGGAACUGUGUGCCUGAUGUUUACAUCGAUUCCAUGGGUUAUGCUUUCACACUACCACUGUUUAAAUAUUUAGGAGGCUGCAAAGUUGGAUGUUAUGUCCACUAUCCCACCAUCAGUACCGAUAUGCUCUCUAUUGUGAGAAAUCAAAAUGCUUCGUUUAACAAUGCAACCUUUAUUACAAGAAAUUAUUUACUCAGCACAUUGAAGCUCUUCUACUAUUAUUUAUUUGCUAUGAUUUAUGGAUUGGUUGGAUCUUGCAGUGAUGUAGUCAUGGUCAAUUCUUCCUGGACUCUAAACCAUAUUCUAUCCCUCUGGAAGGUGCAAAGUUGUUGUAGCAUUGUUUAUCCCCCUUGUGAUGUGAAGACAUUCCUGGACAUUCCGUUACAUGAAGAGCAGAUGGCCUCGGAAGCUAUAGUGGUGUCUGUUGGCCAAUUCAGGCCUGAAAAGAACCACCCUUUGCAGAUCAGAGCUUUUGCAAAGUUGCUGGAAAAGAUGGCUACAGAGCAUCCUUCUUCACUUAAACUCAUCCUAAUUGGAGGUUGUCGUAACAGAGAUGAUGAACAUAGGGUAAAUCAACUUAAAAAGCUUUGUGAAGACCUAGGAGUUCAGGAAAAUGUGGAGUUCCAAAUCAAUAUUCCAUUUGAAGAUGUCAAAUAUUACUUGUCAAGAGCAAUGAUUGGCCUUCACACUAUGUGGAAUGAGCAUUUUGGGAUUGGAGUUGUGGAAUGCAUGGCUGCUGGGACAGUUAUUCUGGCUCACAAUUCAGGAGGCCCCAAGCUCGAUAUUGUUGUACCUUAUGAAGGCAACAGAACCGGAUUCCUGGCAGAAAGUGAAGAAGAGUAUGCCGAAACUAUGGCUCAUAUUCUUUCUAUGUCUCCCGAAAAGAGGCUUCAAAUAAGGAAGAAUGCUCGUCAGUCUGUAAGCAGAUUUUCUGAUCAAGAAUUCGAAGUGACAUUCCUAGCAUCUGUGGAGAAGUUAUGUUCUCUAACUAAACAUCAUUAAAUGCCUUUAAAUGUAAAUAUUUUUCUAAACUUUCAUUCCCUAUCUUAAUAAAGUCACCCCAAGCAAGUCCUCAAGUAUGUUUACUGCCAUGGAUAUUUAUUUGAGUUUGUGAAGAAAAGGAAAUUUAUCUAAAGUACACAUCUUUUGUUUAAAAUGAACUGUCUUAUGAGAAAAAAAUCUAAAUUUUUGGCUUAGUUUAUGGCCAGAAAUUUUAUAGUUUCCUUUGAAAAAAUGUUUCAAAAAGGUACUAAGAAGAAAUAUUUCAUUAGCUAAAAUUCUGCAGUUUUGGUGUAAUGAGCAUUUAACAUAUUUUCCAAUUCACCAUCAUUGUACACACACACACACACACACACACACACACACCACACACACACGAUUUAGAGAGAGAGUUUGACUUCCUAAUUCUUGACCAGUGAUUUGUGUAAUUAUAGAAUUUGAGUUGGAAGGAACCCUUCUAGCCUCCCUUAAAAAAAAUGCUCUACAACAGUGGUAUAAAAUUUAGAUAGAAAUGGAUCCCUAGAGCUGUAUAUUGACUUAGAAAACUACAAAUUAAUAUUAUCUACCUCAAAUUGCACAUUUCCCAAUUAAAUUUUAAUCUGGGUCCUGCCACUUGCAGAGGAGUUUGACACUUCUGCUGUACAAUAUACUCCAGUGAUUGUCCAGGCUCCACUUAAAGACCAGUGAGAAGAACCCAUGGCAGUCCAUUCAUUCUACCUCUGGAGAUCUCCAAUGGUGAGGGACAUUUCCAGAUUCAAGCCAAAAUUGCCUCUUUGUAGCUUCCAGCCAUUACUCCUGCUUUUCUUGUCCCUCUCCUAUAAGAUAGCCUUUAAUGUCCUUGAAUGUGGCUCUCAUCCUGCCUCUAGUCUUCUCUUCUCCAGGUUAAACAUCUCCAGUAUCUUCAGCUGCUCCUUUAUGACAUGUACUUGAGAUCUUGCCCAUCUUGGCUGCCUUCCUCUACAUGGGGCUUCUUCACCUUUUUAGUGUCCUGGACCCCUCUGGCAGUCUAGUGAAGCUCAUGGACUCAGAAUCAUGUUUUUAAGUGUGUAAAAUACAGGACAGAGAAUGAUGAAGGAAAUUGAUUAUAUUGAAAUACAGUCAUCAAUUUCAUGGACCCCGGGUCAAGAACCAGAUACUCUAUGUAAACUCCAACUUAUCAGUGCCUUCUAAAACUAAGGUUCUGAGAACUGAACGCUGAAGAAUGUGUUCCAACCAGGGCAGAGUAAAAGAGGGAAGGGAAGGGAGUAAGCAUUUAUUACAUGUGUGUUCAGUGCUUCACAUAUAUUGAUCUUAUUUGAUCCUCACAACAAUUCUAGGAAGUAGGUGCCAGAAGUGGUGACUUUCCCAGGAUCACACAAGUAGUAAGAGGUGCCCGAGGUGGAUUUGAACUUGGGUCUGUCACCUUAUUCCUGGAAGUUUUGCUUCUCUUAAUGUAGGCCAGCCAUCACAUCACACUUCAGAUUCAUGUUUUGCUCUCAGCCCACUAAAACACAGAUCUUUUUGAGACAAACUGUUUCUAAUCAUACACCACUCCCAUUCACUCUCUCUGAAGUUGGUCUUUUGAACCCAUGUGCAACAUAAGACUUCACAUUCUUCCCUAUUGAAUUUCAUCUGAUUAGAUUCAUCCCAAUCCUCUACCCUGUUAAGAUGUUGAACAGCAGAGCUAACUGCUGGUCCCUGGGAUGCUCCGCUAGCAAGCUGCCAAGAUGACAUUGAAUCAUUAGCAACUACUCUCUGAAUCAGGCCAUUCAACAUAAUCCUUUUUACUCCCUAGGAAUCUCCCAAGAAGCCACUUUCUUGAUGAACAGCAGAUGAUGUCCUCCAGGAGCCCUGGAGCUCCAGCCUCAGAGACCCUGCUGCCUUGUUUGGCAAGUGCCUCACUGGGCCCACUUCUUUCUGGCAGGCUACUGCCAAGCUUCAUGUUAAUCCCUACUCCCCCAGAAAUGCCACUGCAUUUCCCUCUCUCCAGCUCUGGAAUCAUAAAUUAAUACUGUUGUUGCCCCUGAAAAGAUCAGCUAAUGGGGACAAAAUGAGCAGAGGACCUUAGGUUCUAGUUCUAUUAUCUCUGUGAUCUUUUUAGAACUGAGGUUUCUCAUUUGAAUGAAAGGGCCAGUCUAAAUAAUCACCAGUGUCUCUUCCAACUCUAGACUAAUUAUUCUACCUUUUCUAAGUUUGCGUAUUGUCUCCAAAAAAGUCUCAAAAGUUAUCUUCGCUGUGUUAAACACUGGGUUUUUCAUACCCCUUUGCCAGUUUGCAAUUCUGCCCCCAAAGCAUAAUGCAAGUCCUUUGGGCUCUAAGGUGAUGCCAAGACCUACAGCAAUGACUGAAGUCCAGCAGACUCUCCCUUGGAUUUCAGAAGGUGACCAAGCUAGAAAGGUUUACAGCAGCACAGUAUACUGUACAACACCCCACACCACCAUCUGACACCGUAGAAGGUAGGAUACAGGUUAAAAAAUGUUAAGAAGGCUAGACUUCAAGGUGGAGGUGGCAACUAUCAUGCUAGGAAGCAGUUGUGGCUAGCAAAAGACGGUCAGAUCAGCAGAGGACUAGAUGGAAGAGGAAGUGUAAAGUAGGAAAAAAUCAAGGAUGAUACAUAUAUACAUAUAUAUAUAUAAAGAGAGAGUAGUUGAUGUUAAGAUCACAGAGAUGAUAAAGGGAAAACCUGGAACUAGAUCCCAGGGUCUUUGGACUCAUACAGUGCUUAUCUUAACCUAUUAGCUAUUUUUUAAUCAUUGUUUGCCUCUUUAGCUUAACCAGGGAUGAAAGCAGGAAGGAAGGGAGUAGCCUCCUAGAAUUUGGAAAAAAAAACUGUAUAAAACAAAAAGGAAAUCAAUUCUUUCAUAUAGCAUAAAAGUAAUUUACCAAGAAAAUGUGUAUGCCUGCCUCCAGUGAGUUUCUUUAAACAUUAUAAAAUAAAUUGUCAUAAAUGCUGAUAUUCAAAGUACCUAACAUCAUAUUCUAGUUAUGUCUUUACAGGGGAUGGAAGGCCCUGUGACUUUAUCAGCUUCUCUAAAUUUUCUAUGUGAACAACCUAAGUAGAUGACAUUUGUGCAUUUAAUUUUUUUUACUUCAUUCAUGUUAUUUUAUUAGUUAACUUCAUUUUCACUUUCAUGUUGGCAAUCUUGUACAUUUGUAGCUAUGCACAGUAGAGAAAAAAGAGGCACAAUACAUGGAAGUUUGUGGAGUGGUUGGUACUUUACCAAGUAUUACACUGGUCUUUUUCAUCUUCCCAUUGAAGAGUCAAGCACAUUUUCAUUAUUUACCUUUAAAACUCAAGUUUUGUUUUGCAAUUCGGUCCCCAAGCAUAAUGGAAGUCCUUUGGACUCUAAGGUAAUGUCAAAGCCUCACCGGGCUCACUGUCUUCCAACAGCAAGGAAUAAAGUCCCAACAACCUCUCCCUUGGUUUUCAGAAGGUGGCUGAGGUAGAGAGGUUUACAGCAGUAUAUAGUAUGCAGUACAAUGCCCUCACACCACCAUUUGACACAAGAUAAAAGUAAGAUUCAGGUUUAAAAAUGUUCUAAGAAUUUUAUUUGCUGUACAGUAUUUAUAGUAUUGUGGAUUUCAUGUGUUGUGAAAAGUGAAUAUUGUCAGAAAUCAAUGCUUUUUUUUAAAUUUAGAUGUUAGCACAAAAGGUCUCAAUUCUAGGAAAUUACUAGUGAGAAAAAAUGUUUAGUGUGCUACCAAUUUUAUUUUGUGUACUACAUUUUAUGCUUAUUUCAUGGUUAUUGUAUGAGGGAAAAUGCAUAUUAUCAGAAUUAAUGUUUUGUUAUGAAGAAUUGUAUGCAGAAAAGUGUAUUUUCAGCAAUCUAUAGCUCUUAUUUCUAAAUGUGAAUAACAAAGUAAGUCAACUUUGUUCUUUGUGCAGUUGUUUUCUGCAGCUUCUGCCUCUAAAGGUACUUUUAGAAGUUGAUUUUCACCUUUAUAACUGUAUCAUUAUAUAGCGAUCACAACUAGUGGCAUAUUUGCCUCUCCCCCUCCCUACAUAUCCUAAAAGUAUUACAAAUAUCUAUAAUAACUUAUUUAAAAGAAUUCCAAGAUCAAGAAAUCAAAUAAAGGCAUGAUAUUUUUUU
This is a messenger RNA of Trichosurus vulpecula (common brushtail), 5679 nucleotides long. It is a transcript of the gene ALG11, whose product is annotated as ALG11 alpha-1,2-mannosyltransferase. The record is from RefSeq and is a predicted model, not a curated record. The coding region runs from base 134 to 1612 and encodes 492 amino acids. Lineage: Eukaryota; Metazoa; Chordata; Mammalia; Diprotodontia; Phalangeridae. Gene Ontology annotation, biological process: protein N-linked glycosylation. Gene Ontology annotation, molecular function: GDP-Man:Man(3)GlcNAc(2)-PP-Dol alpha-1,2-mannosyltransferase activity. Gene Ontology annotation, cellular component: endoplasmic reticulum membrane. The transcript has 4 exons.